CACAAAUAUGCUCUUAUUAUUGGAUUCUGAGCUUCCUCUGUUCGCUCUUCUUAAACUAAGAAAUCAAGGCGAAGAAAGACGACGAAAAAACUACAACAAACACACAGUCUUCAGUUGCAGAAGAAGAAAAAACGAAUUUGGGGGUGAGAAUUAGCGGACCCCCUUCCACAAUUCCCGCUCUCCAGUGUCAGGUUUCAUUUGGUGUGCACUACCACCCCAUGACUUCCUCUGUCCACGAUUAUUCUGAUAAUGGUGAGGCUGAUGAUCAGCAAAAGUACUCUGAUUCUCACAAUCAUUCUUCAUCAGUCAUAAAUGGACUAAAUCAACCCAUCAUCACAACCCCAAAUCAGUAUGUAGCACCUCCUCAAGUUGGAGCGGGACAUUCUAUGGCACCCCCUGCUUAUCCAUUUCCAGAUCCUUAUUACAGAAGCAUCUUCACUCCCUAUGACUCUCAACCAUAUCCUCCACAGCCCUAUGGUGGGCAACCUAUGGUUCAUCUUCAAUUAAUGGGAAUUCAGCAAGCUGGGGUUCCUUUGCCAACAGAUGCAGUUGAGGAGCCUGUUUUUGUGAAUGCUAAGCAGUAUCAUGGCAUUUUACGACGUCGACAAUCCCGUGCAAAAGCUGAAUCAGAAAAUAAAGCUCUAAAGUCUAGGAAGCCCUACUUGCAUGAAUCUCGACAUUUGCAUGCAUUGAGGAGAGCUAGAGGUUGUGGUGGUCGGUUUCUCAAAUCAAAUAAGAAUGAGAACCAACAAAAAGAAGUGGCAUCAGGUGAUAAGUCACAGCCAAAUAUAAAUCUGAAUUCUGAUAAAAGUGAUCUUGCUUCUUCAGAGAACUGACGUCUGAGGCAUUGUUGGAGAAUGGUGAACAGCGCAUGUCAACAACCGUGAGGAAAUUGAGGUCUCAAUACCAGCUUCAGUUGUCUGAGUAUUACUUCAUCCUUGAUCUAUACUGGCAGCAUUUUAGCAUAUAGGUUUUGGUAGCAUGUUACUUAGGGAGGAUCCAGAAUGUAGUAGGUAAAAGUAUGCAAGUUUUAUUACCAUGGUAAAUACUGAAGUGAGUUAGCUGAUUGUUCUGUUUGAGUGGUGGUUGCAUUAGGUUUGCAAAUAUUAGAUUCACUAUUUUGCAGUAUUAGUUGCUAUUUAUGUUGCUCCCCACCUCAACAAUAAGUUCAGUGGUUCAAUUGAAAUGAUGGAACUAGUGUUGUAACAUAUUGGUCCUAGCAGUAUUUUCUUAUUUUCUUUUCUGUGUUUCUAAAUGGCAGUGUUUUAUCUUUUGCUGAGAAAAAAGGUAAACACUUUUCCUUGGCCAUUUUAGUUGUAAUGAUCCCCUAGAAAAUAUAGUAAACCAAAUUGUCUCUAAAGGCAACCACCACUUAAGUCCCCGGUUUUGAGGCUUAAUAUUUGAACUAGCUGCAACAGAUUGGCACUGUACAGAUUAAAGCUGAUGUUGCUGAAACUUUACUGGGAAGCUUUUUAAUGGAGCAAAGGAGAUGGAGACGACGAGAGGUCAGGUCUGGGUUCUUAUUGAAUGUACAAAAAAAACACACAUUCCUGGUGUUUGGUCUUGUUUUAGGAAGGAAAGGAGUUGAUACAGUAUCUCCACAUCAGUCUACUAAAUAUCUGCAGAAAAUAAUUGAAUCAACCUUCCAUGGCUGGAUAUUUUGAAAUUGUAAAUAACGAGACGGUGGUUUCUCAUAACCUCCCCAACAUCCUUUGUUUAUUAAACGCUGCUGGAAACUACCUGAACAUCUUUUGGGACUGGCGUGCUGUCUUUGCCCAUGUCCUGCUUUAUUUUUCAAGCUGUAUUGUAUCCUAUGUUAACAACUUCUAUUAUUCAGUUUAAGUUGCUCCUACUGUGUAUGUUUCACUUGAGCUACGCAUCCUUAAGAGAGCUUAGAACUUGCAA
Messenger RNA from Cucurbita moschata (crookneck pumpkin), 1905 nucleotides. RefSeq names its product nuclear transcription factor Y subunit A-7. The transcript is spliced from 6 exons. The record is from RefSeq and is a predicted model, not a curated record. NCBI's taxonomy places the organism in Eukaryota, Viridiplantae, Streptophyta, Magnoliopsida, Cucurbitales, Cucurbitaceae. The coding region runs from base 219 to 836 and encodes 205 amino acids. Gene Ontology annotation, biological process: regulation of transcription by RNA polymerase II. Gene Ontology annotation, cellular component: CCAAT-binding factor complex. Gene Ontology annotation, molecular function: RNA polymerase II cis-regulatory region sequence-specific DNA binding; DNA-binding transcription factor activity, RNA polymerase II-specific.